AUGUUCCUGGGCAUAGAGAAUGGAGAGACUGCAUUUUACUUAUCUGUUGAAGGUGGUCAUGAAAAAUGUGCUGAACUCUUACUGGAAGCAGGGAGUGACAUCAAUGUUUUAACUCAAAACAAUAGCAGUGCUUUGCAGAUUGCAAUUCAGAAUGGACAUCUAUCUUUGGUUACUUUUCUCAUUGAUAAGAAUAUUGACCUGGUUCCUAAACCUGAGCAGAAGAAUUCCCCUCUCCACUUAGCAGUCAUCAAUAAUCAUCUACCAGUAGUAAAAAGCCUCUUGGAUGCCAAUCAUGAUAUAAACUCCUUAAAUCAUAGGCAGGAAACCCCUCUGCAUCUGGCAGCUGAUCUUGGCAAUGUGGAGCUGGUGGAAGUGCUGCUGAAGGCAGACUGUGAUCUCAGGACCGUGGAUAAGCAUGGAAAAACUGCACUAGCUGUGGCAUCAAGGAGCAAUCAUGCCCUCAUUGUAGACAUGAUCAUUAAAGCAGAAAGGUAUUAUGCCAUGAAACAGGAACGUCUAGCUCUUAGUGAUGACGGGUCAGACUUUGGCUUCUCCUUCAAACAAGAUCAUAGUACACAGACCAAGCAAAUCCGUUCCUCCCUUUGGAACCUAGCAUACAACCAGUUAAAACCCCAGGAAUGGAAAAAACUGGCCCUAUUCUGGAAGUUCACAGAUGAACAAAUUAAAGCUAUUGAACAACAAUGGACAGGGAAAAAAAGUUAUAAGGAACAUGGAAACAGAAUGUUGCUCAUCUGGUUACAUGGUAUAGUGCUGGCUCAUCAGAAUCCUGUCAAACAUAUAUAUGAAGAUCUCGUGGAAGCAGGAUUUCAGCCUUUAGCUGAGAAGAUGAGAGCUGUGAGUAGCACCGACAUGGACUCCAGAAAGUGUGCAAUUUCAUGA
Messenger RNA from Cariama cristata (Red-legged seriema), 900 nucleotides. It is a transcript of the gene ANKDD1B, whose product is annotated as ankyrin repeat and death domain containing 1B. Lineage: Eukaryota; Metazoa; Chordata; Aves; Cariamiformes; Cariamidae. The transcript has 9 exons. The record is from RefSeq and is a predicted model, not a curated record. The coding region runs from base 1 to 900 and encodes 299 amino acids. Gene Ontology annotation, molecular function: protein binding. Gene Ontology annotation, biological process: signal transduction.